Molecule: messenger RNA, 1460 nt
Organism: Lottia gigantea (owl limpet)
Lineage: Eukaryota; Metazoa; Mollusca; Gastropoda; Lottiidae
Exons: 8
Coding region: 7-903 (298 amino acids)
Source: RefSeq, a predicted model, not a curated record
GUCAACAUGGCUCCUGUCGAUCAGUUCACUGUGUAUUUAGUUACAGCUGGAAUUGUUGGAUUUAUCCUGCUUAUUGUCACAUUGAUUAACAAAUUUAGCCCAGAUUCAAAAAAGAAGAAAGAGGGAGAUGGUGCACCAGCAAGAAGACCUGCACCAGUUAACACAGAUGCUCCUGCAGCUGCCAGACACCGUGCUGGGAGGAGACAGAGAAUGGUAGCAAGGGAAGAACCAGAGGAAGAAGAAGAAGAAGAUAUUUUCGCUGAUUUUGCUCAACCAGAGAAAAAAGUUGGUGCGAAGAAGUUGAAAAAACUUCAGGAAAAAGCUGAUAAAAGAGCUGCAAGGGAGGCAGAAUUUGAAGAAAGGAGAGAAAGGAAGGAAAGGGAAGCUGAAGAAGAAGAGAAAAGGAAGGAAAGAGAGGUCAGACAGAAGGAAGAAGAUGCCAUUGAGGCUGAAAGGUUGAAGAAAGAAAAAGAAGAGCAAGAAAAAAGGGAGCAUGAAGAAUAUUUGAAAUUAAAGGAGAUGUUUAGCGUAGAUGAGGAGGGUGAAAAUGAAGCAGAUGUUGAUUUAGAUUCUCAAUCAUUACUACAAGAAUUUAUACAAUAUAUAAAAGAUAUGAAAGUUGUAAUGUUAGAAGAUUUAGCAGCACAUUUUAAAAUAAAAACACAGGAUUGUAUACAGAGGGUACAAGAGUUACAAUCCUCUGGGGAACUGACAGGCGUUAUAGAUGAUCGAGGAAAGUUUAUUUAUAUCACACGAGAGGAGCUGGAAGACGUGGCUAAAUAUAUAAAACAACAUGGCCGAGUGUCGAUCACAGAUCUGGCUAAGUCAAGUAAUAGACUGAUAAACCUUAAUCCUGAUAAUCAACAAACUCAUAAACAAAUGAUGGAAACCAUAGCCGCUUGAGAAUGAAAUAAAAAUGGCUGAUUUUACGCCAAUAUUCUUAGGAAAACUGCAAAGGAAUAAAUAUGAGGCAAUGGGAAAAAGUAGAAAAGGUCUUCAUUUUACGUCAUUUAAUUUAUUCUUCUUAAGAGCAGUCUGUGGAAGCCAUUGCAACUUGUUUUACUCUCUGAAGUGAGUGAGAGUGUAUUUUUUAAUAUCUUUUAGUAAAUAGUAAUUUCAAGAUGACGGCUAAUCCUCUGAUUUCUUUAAGUUAAGAUGAUGGAUACCUUAGUGUUUUGAAAAUCACCGAUUUAUGCCGCAGCACUUUGCUUUUGAGGGAAUUUCAGGACCCUUCAAUGACAGUUUAUUUCACUUUUAUUGAAAUUAAGAGUGCAGUGCCAAUUUCUCUAAAUAUUUUAUUAUGGAAGUUAAAGUAAUGUACUUUAUUUUGGAUGUCUUCCUAUGAAGAAUUCACUUUGAAUUGGGGCCUGUUUUUUUUUUAAUACUGGUAACUGUUUUACAUGGUAUACUGUGUUAAAUGUAUAUUUUAGAUAUUUUGUUAAUAAAAUGGUUCUUGGUUA